GCCAUUUUAGGAGGAAACCGGGGGCGCUAGCUCGGGGCGCGGCUUCAAUUUCAAUAACUUUAUUGGUGGCCUCUCCCGCGGGACGGCCAUCGCGCCCGUGGCCUGGACACGAAGGAGCGCAUCGCCGGAGGUGGUGACGGGCGUGGGCGGCGCGGGCUGCGGGGGAGUCCCCAUAGCGGGCGAGGCCCGGGAGCUGCGGGGGUUGCCUCGCUCGGGGCCGCGGGCGCCUGGGGUGUGCCCCGCUCGGUGUGGUGCCCCCGACCGGAGCCGCAGGCAUGGGAAACACCACCAGCGACCGGGUGUCCGGGGAGCGCCACGGCGCCAAGGCUGCGCGCGCCGAGGGUGCCGGCGGCCAUGGCCCGAGCAAGGAGCACAAGAUCAUGGUGGGCAGCACGGACGACCCCAGCGUCUUCAGCCUGCCGGACUCCAAGCUCCCUGGGGACAAAGAGUUUGUCUCAUGGCAGCAGGACUUGGAGGACUCCGUGAAGCCGGCGCAGCAGGCCCGGCCCACCGUGAUCCGCUGGUCGGAGGGAGGCAAGGAGGUCUUCAUCUCUGGGUCCUUCAACAAUUGGAGCGCCAAGAUUCCACUGAUAAAAAGCCAUAAUGACUUUGUUGCCAUCCUGGACCUCCCUGAGGGAGAGCACCAAUACAAGUUCUUUGUGGAUGGACAGUGGGUUCAUGACCCAUCCGAGCCCGUGGUUACCAGUCAGCUUGGCACGAUCAACAAUUUGAUCCAUGUCAAGAAGUCGGAUUUUGAAGUGUUUGACGCCUUAAAGCUAGAUUCCAUGGAAAGCUCUGAGACGUCUUGUCGAGACCUUUCCAGCUCACCCCCAGGGCCUUAUGGUCAAGAAAUGUAUGUGUUUCGAUCUGAAGAGAGAUUCAAAUCCCCACCCAUACUUCCUCCUCACCUGCUCCAAGUUAUUCUUAACAAGGACACUAAUAUUUCUUGUGACCCAGCUUUACUCCCUGAGCCCAACCACGUUAUGCUGAACCAUCUCUAUGCAUUGUCCAUUAAGGACAGCGUCAUGGUUCUUAGUGCAACGCAUCGCUACAAGAAGAAGUAUGUCACCACUCUGCUGUACAAGCCCAUCUGAAAGCAGCCUCCUCUGCCUCCGAGGAUUCAGGAAAAGUCUUUUUUGCCUUUCUGGACUGCACCGGUCUCAUGUGAGACUGGGAGGCUGAUUUGCUUUGAGGCUGAUGUGUGUGUUUCAGAGCCUCUGAGUAGGAUGCUCUGCUUUGGCAUUCGAUCGCGGAUGAGAGCUUUAUGAGUUCAUGGAAUUUAUUUUAAGAAAAAAUAUAUAUGUAUUUGUGAGAGGAAGGCCACUGGAAGCCUGUUGGUUCCAGCCACAUGUAUUCCCUGCCUGUGGGUGCUCACCAAGACCUGCUUGGGGGAGCUGCAGAAAUAACUGCACAGGAAGCCUUUUCCUACAAUGCGAGGUCGUAGGAUCCUUCCGGGCGGAGAUUCGGUCACCACUGCAUCUGCCCUCCAAGGAAUGGACCCGUGCUCGCCUGCUGCCCUCCUCCAGCCGCCCUCUGCAGGGGCGGCUUCGCUUGCAUGGGUUCUCGGUAUUCCCAGGGUAUGUGGCACAGCUGGUGUUCUUUUAUGUGGUACCACAUGCCCCACAGGAACUCUUUUCCCUUCUUAUCCCAUUCUUGACGAGUCUCCCUCAGAUACCAUACCUGACCCUUGUCUAACGCAAAACUCGGGUGAGUGUAUUUGAAAAGUAUGUGGGCUCUGAACCACGCGUCACUAGGGCUGCCUGAGCUCUCCGUGUUAGCCCAGCACAGGCCACUUUGUUUCUGCUUCUUUUACUUUCUACUGAAAGUAGAAAGGCAGAGGGCAGAAGGCCUGCUAUUUGUUUUGGCUUGGGGCAGCAGCCUCAGCUGUGUUGCCACCUGCCCAUGGGUUUCCCACUCUGCCUGGCCCUGCUUCCAGCUUUUCUUCCCCAGAGCACAUAGCCCUGCAGGCAGCAGUGGAACCAGGAGAAACUUUCAUGUCUUUCAUCCUGGAAAGUUUGUUUUAUGUGCCUGCAUUUUUUUUUUUAAUUAAAAAUUCCUUUUCAUUGAUCUUAAGAAAUAAAGAACUUAAUAUCACUGGUCUUAAGAAAUUGGAGGACUUCAGGCUCUGGAUGAAAGGUUCUUAAGAUUUUCUUCCUCUGCUCUGGAGAAGUCUGUAGUCUUGCAUUCAUAUGGCCAAGCCCUGUGCACAUCACUACACUCAAUGUUGCUCUAGAUACAGAUUCACUGGAUGCCCCCAAGGGCUCCCUCAACUUAAAGAUUUGUUAAGCCAAGAAACAAGGAAGCAACCCUGAAAAGUAUUGCUCUUUGCACUAAGUGUGAACGUCUCUUGUUCCUCUGCCUCACCUGUUUAAAAAAUGUUUGGCAAUGAAGUGAAGUCCUGGAUCUUCAUUUGUGGACUGAUGAGUAGCUGUUAAAUCCACUCUUGGGGCUCAAAGAGAAAACAUUUUUUCCAAGUACCUGUGACUCUUCCACUUUGCAGAUAAAUACAGGACACAUAUUCAGUACAGAAGGAGGCCAAACUGUUGAUAACUAAGAGACUCCUUGCCUGCUAAGAUGGGCCCAGCCACGCGAGAGGGCACAUCCCAGUCAGUUUAGCUACCUCCUGUUUUCCACGUGCAGUGCUGGCAACAUGAUGUGGAGACCUCUUGGAUCCCAGGUGUGAGGCAGCUAGGUGUGGGGUGGUGGUUUUGCUGAGAAUGCAAAUUUACGGUGCCUUGGUGGUUAACUGCAGAGUAAACACUGCUUUAGCCAUCCUAGGCCCCUCUGGCAAAAGGCCUUUGUGGAGAACCGAGACUACUUAGAGUAGUAUGCCACUUUAAGACCCAGGCCAAAUCCCAUUACAAGCAACUCUUAGGUUCUGCGUCGUCAUCAGUUGUACUACACAUUUGUUCUUCAAUACUCAUUACAUAAGUGGGCCACUUGGGGAGAUUCGGAAUCUUGCUUGUGACAUGGAAGAUUUUGUGAUUUUCAUUUUUCUUGUCAAUGGUAUUGAAAUGUAACUCUGUGUGUUCAUAUUCCAUACAGGUUUACCAGUAUAAUGGGGCAGGAAAAGAAGUUUCUUCAAUUUCUCUCAGGCCAGAGGCUUCUGUGGUUUGAGUCUGGGUUGACUUUCAGAUCUUUCUGAUCUGGAAUUGUGCACAGUGAAUGUCAGUUUCCCAAGUUCUGAAGCAAUCUCUCAGCCACACGUGGAAUGGGAGCCUACCAGCUGGUAUGGAAGGGGAUGUGUAAGAGGAGCUAGGCAUGGCCCAUUCAACACUGUCCUCUUUCUAUGCUAAUACAUCCCUUGGUCCUGAGAACCCCCAUCUUGAUCUGUCUCCAUGGAGCUGUUCUGUAGGGGCGAGGGCAGGGAGGAAGGUGUCUCCAAGUACAGCUCACUCAUCCUUUUGUACUGGUUAGCUAAAGGGAUGCUUUAUUUUUUACAGAAGACAGAGUGAUAGAUUUAGAAAAUCAGUAAAGGCAAAAAAAAUUUUUUUUAGCCUUUUUUAAAAAUUUGGCUGUAGGCAUUUCACAGGGUCAAAGUUGGCAGAAUGAAAAAAAUAGCUCCUAGGGAAGGCUGACCCUUUAAAGACCUGCUCCAUGGAUUUGGAGUUGUGGGGGAAAGCUAGGAGACUGAGCUGAGGGAUGACAUUAGGAAAAUAAAGACUUAGUAGGUAACGUAACUCAGAACGGAAAAUACCCUCUGACAAACAGGGGUAAUGGCAGGUCCUCGGGUCUCGUGUGCAGAACUUAGCAGUGUGCAACACAUCUGCCCUUUGCCUCCCGCUCCUAUUGGCUGCCUCUUCCUCCGCUCCCUGCUUUAACUUCAUUUGUCAGGCAGACUUUGCCAGGGUCUCAAGUUAAAUAUUACCUAAAACACAGGUGAGUCAUCUCCACACCGUGGUUAUUUGUUUGCUUUAAGAUCACAGUUGAAAGGGAUUUAACCACUGUAGACGGCGAAAGUUGUGAAUAGUGUUGGCUUUUUCCACGUAUGUUUGAACAUAUGAUAGGGAAAUGGUUAAAGGAGAAUCCAAGAGGAAUUCCUGAGAGGAUCCUAUCCGCCAGGCUGCUUAUCUUCCCCCACUUAUUGCUAGUCUUUUGCAGAUCUAACAGAUCUGAGAUUAAACCUUUGGAAAGUGUCAGUACUCCAUGCAUGCUGCUAAAAUGAGUUUGGAAAGAAGUGAUGCCUCCAUUAUAUUAAUCUUGAAUGUAAAUGAAGGAGACAUACUACUGAGAGAAUUCCCUGCUUUUAAUUGGGGAAAUAGGGCUUUUAAAAUUUUGACCUCAACUGAAAAUGAUAUGCAAUAGUCUAUGUUUUUAUGUGUUUAAAAUACAUUCUAUUCUCAGAGAUACCUACAUUCUUCACGUUCUAGUGAUUUGGGGUAUGGGCUUAAAAGCAGAUAUUCAAUUUGUUCCUACAUUAUUCUGACCUGUCCUUAAAGCCAAGUUCUUGCUAUUUUCUACAAGAGGCUACUGACUGCUAAUCAGUUACCCAUGGGAGGGAAGACCUGGGAGAGGUAAGGGUUAGGGUCUUUUCAGAACUUUAUGGCUCUAGCCACUUGUCUCUCCUGAGUGCCAGUCACAAUUGGAGGUCAAAGGAAUGUGAUUUCUUCAAUGAACUCAAAACUUUGGAGUAAGAGGUCAAAUCUUUUUCAAAUUAUAAGAAAGAAGGAAAAAAGGAAACACCUCAAGUCAGUUACUUGUAGAAUCGAAUUCUUAGUGAUGGAAUCUCUCUAGGAUUCUGAUUUGGGCUUUGUCUUCAUUUGCUUUUCUCAAUUGUGCUUUGAAGUGAAUUGUUGUCAUUAAAAAUUAAACUUUUCAAUAAUGUCAACAUUAGCUGGAGUUAACUUGAAUUAAUUGUGUGUAUAACAGUACUUUUGCAGUAAGACUGGUGUGAAAUAUUAAACACUAUGGGUUUUUUAAGUGUCAGGUUAAAUGGGCAAGGGAUACCUACAUUAAGUAUUCUGUUAGGUAUUGAUUGUGUAACUGAUUUUCUGUAUCCCUCUACAGAACACUUACCCUACCCAGCUUGUGGUUUUAGGACUGUCAGAGCUCUUUAUUGUUGAUAGUCCUAUCUCUGCACUGGGUCCCAUGUAUGAGACGUGUUUGGGUUUUAGCAAAAAGGAAGAUGUUGGCUAGAAGCACACAGAAGCAUUUCGAAUGAGUGCAGCUCUGUGUCCAUCAUGGGGGGUGGGGGUGGGGAACAGAACUGUAACUUGAAGGUAAUUAAAUCUGCAAGAGUCUGCCUUUAAAUGGUGCUUUUUGUAACCUUUAACCGAGGUACAGAGCUGCUUUUCAAUAUUUCACAAAGGAGUGGCACACAAAUAUGGAUUUCAAAGUCUUUCUCUACAUGUAAUUUGUCACUGGAUUCAAACAUGCCUGAAAAUUGUGUGAUGUGACACAUACAGAAAUGUGAGGUUUUUUUUUCCAUAAAACUGUUUAAUAAAGUGUUAUACAGCAAUAA
Messenger RNA from Lepus europaeus (European hare), 5461 nucleotides. It is a transcript of the gene PRKAB2, whose product is annotated as protein kinase AMP-activated non-catalytic subunit beta 2. Gene Ontology annotation, cellular component: nucleotide-activated protein kinase complex; cytoplasm; nucleus. NCBI's taxonomy places the organism in Eukaryota, Metazoa, Chordata, Mammalia, Lagomorpha, Leporidae. The record is from RefSeq and is a predicted model, not a curated record. Gene Ontology annotation, biological process: signal transduction. Gene Ontology annotation, molecular function: protein kinase binding. Bases 276 to 1094 code for a protein of 272 amino acids. The transcript has 7 exons.